AUGACCAUGGCCCCUCCCAUCCACAUCAAGCAGCAGGAAGUCCGCACCGAAUCAUGCCAACUCAACAUUGUCAUUGUUGGUGCAGGGCUCGCGGGCCUCGGUACAGCCAUUAGUUGCGCACUUGCCGGCCAUCGGGUCCACGUACUCGAAGCUGCCCAGGAGAUCAAGGAGGUUGGCGCCGGUAUCCAAGUCUUGCCGAACAGCUCGCGCGUACUCCAGCAUUGGGGUCUGGAAGAAUCGUUGACACCUCACAUGACGAUUCCCCGAGUUUGCAAUUUUGUUGGAUGGAAAGGGAACCCGAUCUCAUCGCUGGACUUUCAUGAGUCUGAAAAAGGGUACCCGGGAACAUGGUAUCGCGACUUCCAUCGCGCCGAUCUGCAACAAUGUCUCGUUCGGCGAGCUGUCGAGCUAGGCGUCGAGCUUAGUUGCAAUUCUCGCGUUGUGGAUGUCUCUGUUGCCGAGGACGGUACUACAGCGACCGCAACAGUGUCAGAUGGUCGACAAUGGACAGGGGAUCUGGUCGUUGGUGCAGAUGGAGUAUUUGGAAAGCUGACAGAAGGUUUACUCGGUCGAGUUGACCCACCGGUGAAAACGGGCGAUCUUGCCUAUCGGGUUAUGCUGUCAACCGAGGAGAUGAGAAAAGACCCUGAUCUGGCAGAGUUUGUGACUGAUCCACAAGUCAACUACUGGCUUGGUCCAGAUGCCCAUGCUGUAAACUACGUCCUUCGCAACGGAGAGCUUUUCAACAUGGUGCUGCUCGUUCCUGACGACAUUCCAGAGGAUUCUUUGGCAUCGACCGUUGAGGGGAAUGUUGAAGAGAUGUGUGCACUGUUCAAAGAUUGGGAUCCACGUAUCCCCAAACUCCUUAGGCUGUGUCAGUCUGUACAAAAAUGGCGUCUAUGCAUACGCUUCGGAAACUUCGACUGGACUCAUCCAUCCGGGGCUUUUGUUAUGCUUGGAGAUGCGGUCCAUGCAACUUUGCCAUAUCUAGCGUCUGGUGCCGGAAUGUCCUUUGAAGAUGGAGCUGUCCUAGGAGAAUGUCUAUCACGACUCCCGAAUCACCCCAGAGUGUCCAAGACCUCGAUUGACUUCUUGAAUGCCAAGCAGCACGCCCUUUCGGUAUUCCAGCAAUGUCGCAAGCAACGAACGAAAAUGAUCGUUGAGCGGGGAAAUGUCCAACAGUAUCUCUAUCAUCUCCACGAUGGCCCCGAGCAGCAAGAACGAGAUCGCAAGAUGCAAAUGGAUCCAACGCCAGAAGGAGAAGCAUUGGCCUGGCGGGACCCUGGCCUGGCACCUAAACUGUUGGGGUACGACCACAUUGCCGACGUAAGUGUUUUACUGGAUUUUUCUAUUGCCUUAGCUCACCAUCAUAGGUUGAUCAAUGUUGGAGUAAAUCGAUGGGAAGCAGUGGAGCUGAAGCCAGAUUGUAGUCUCAUUAUUACCCCUGCUUAUCUGACACCCCCAUUUUUGGCCUCUGCAGGGUUGACCAGGUACAGGGCCAACCUGGGCAGGUUGGGGUACCCUCCACUUAGCUGCAUAUAG
This is a messenger RNA of Penicillium olsonii, 1542 nucleotides long. NCBI's taxonomy places the organism in Eukaryota, Fungi, Ascomycota, Eurotiomycetes, Eurotiales, Aspergillaceae. The record is from the annotation of a GenBank genome assembly.